AUGGGUGAGUUGCCCUUAGACAUCAACAUCCAGGAACCUCGCUGGGACCAAAGCACGUUCCUGGGCAGAGCCCGGCACUUCUUCACUGUCACUGACCCCCGAAAUCUGCUGCUGUCUGGAGCACAGCUGGAAGCUUCCCGGAACAUUGUGCAGAACUACAGGGCUGGUGUGAUACCCCCAGGGCUCACCGAAGACCAGCUGUGGAGGGCCAAGUAUGUGUAUGACUCUGCCUUCCACCCGGACACAGGGGAGAAGGUAGUCCUCAUCGGCCGCAUGUCAGCCCAGGUGCCCAUGAACAUGAUCAUCACCGGCUGCAUGCUCACCUUCUAUAGGCAGACCCCAACUGUGGUGUUCUGGCAGUGGGUGAACCAGUCCUUCAAUGCCAUUGUCAACUACUCCAACCGUAGUGGCGACGCUCCCAUCACAACCAGGCAGUUGGGAACAGCUUAUGUGAGUGCCACCACUGGGGCUGUGGCCACAGCUCUGGGACUCAAAUCCUUCACCAAGCACCUGCCCUCUUUGGUUGGCAGAUUUGUGCCCUUUGCAGCAGUGGCAGCUGCCAACUGCAUCAACAUCCCCCUGAUGAGGCAGAGGGAGCUGCAAGUAGGCAUCCCAGUGACUGAUGAGGCAGGUCAGAGGUUUGGCUACUCAGUGACAGCGGCCAAACAGGGAAUCUUCCAGGUGGUGAUAUCAAGGAUCUGCAUGGCAAUUCCUGCCAUGGCCAUUCCCCCUGUGAUCAUGGACAGUCUGGAGAAGAAAGACUUUCUGAAGCGCCGCCCCUGGCUGGGAGCACCCCUGCAGGUGGGACUGGUGGGCUUCUGCCUGGUAUUUGCCACCCCCCUGUGCUGUGCCCUGUUCCCCCAGAGGAGCUCCGUCCAUGUGAGCAGGCUGGAGCCGGACCUGAGAGCUCAGAUCCGUGAGCAAAAUCCCAGCGUGGAAGUGGUCUACUACAACAAGGGGCUUUGA
Orycteropus afer afer is the source of this 966-nucleotide messenger RNA. It is a transcript of the gene SFXN3, whose product is annotated as sideroflexin 3. Gene Ontology annotation, cellular component: mitochondrial inner membrane. Gene Ontology annotation, molecular function: monoatomic ion transmembrane transporter activity. The record is from RefSeq and is a predicted model, not a curated record. The transcript is spliced from 10 exons. Gene Ontology annotation, biological process: serine import into mitochondrion; monoatomic ion transport. NCBI's taxonomy places the organism in Eukaryota, Metazoa, Chordata, Mammalia, Tubulidentata, Orycteropodidae. The coding region runs from base 1 to 966 and encodes 321 amino acids.